GGCACAGGUUCCAGGCUCCACCUCCUCCAAGAGAGCUGCCUUCUGCCCCACUUUUGCGCCACGCCUUUCUUCUAGCUGAGGCCAAUAAUGUCCAGGACUACCGGAACCAGAUCCUUUCCACUUUUGGCACAGUGUUAAAAAUGGAUUCCACCAAGAAAGUGGUGAAGAAACUGUCUGGAGAGGGCCAUGGCUCAGCUCAGUGGUUCACCAGUAUUGCCAAUGAAUUCUCCCAAAUAGUGACCUUUGUGUUGACCUGUGAGGAGUCCACAGUGAAGCUGGCACCAAUGUGCAGUGGAGUCAUACAAAGGUUCCGACUGGCUAAUCAACCGGUCCCCAAAAUUUUGUAUGUGGACCAUGGGUGUUGUCGUGCACAAGGUCCAACAGCUGUUGAGACUCUGUUUGAGGCUUGGGUGAACAGGGGAAUGGUUGUGCGUUUAGACAUCUUCCACUGGAUUCACCGAUUUGACGCAGCCAUUCGAACAGACAGUCACUCUAAGUACGCUGCCUUUAAGUCUGCGCUGGCUGGCGCUGUCCUGGCCUACAACUGCACUGACCUGGACCUACUCAUCAAGGCUGUCAGGGCCAAGCACAACAGGUUGAAGACUCUGUCUGAUGAGGACAUUGUCCGAGACCACAUUUCUAGGGACCACCUCAACUACCAUGUGCGAAGGGUCACGCUCGGGGCGCAGGAAACAUUCCGGCUCAUCCACAUGGCGAUUGAAGAGUUAAAGGGUUCGGCUGAGCUGGAUGAAAGCGGGAUGCCAUUGAUGACAUGUGGGCAAGCCAGCAGCGACACUUGGAGUGCAUCCAGGAUCCACCAGGCAUGAUCAUGUACAGGGUGGCGCGUAUUACGACCAUCAACAAAGUGGAUGUGCCGUACUACAAAUGUCUGCGUGGAAGCAAUAGCCUGGAGGGAUUCCACAAGAUGUUGCCUAAUAUGAUUCCAGGUAGAAACCUAGAAAUAGUGUCUGUUAGACACGGGCCAUGGAUUGUUGUAAUGCAUUUUUUUCUAU
Molecule: messenger RNA, 1013 nt
Organism: Betta splendens (Siamese fighting fish)
Lineage: Eukaryota; Metazoa; Chordata; Actinopteri; Anabantiformes; Osphronemidae
Exons: 3
Coding region: 141-827 (228 amino acids)
Source: RefSeq, a predicted model, not a curated record